Messenger RNA from Paraglomus occultum, 1401 nucleotides. The record is from the annotation of a GenBank genome assembly. NCBI's taxonomy places the organism in Eukaryota, Fungi, Glomeromycota, Glomeromycetes, Paraglomerales, Paraglomeraceae.
AUGAACGCAUUUGGCCGUGCUGGUCUUUCAACAUUGAAAAUGUUACCCAAUGUAGAAUUCUUUUAUGACAUACAAUGUCCGUGGUCAUACAUUGCGUCGAAACGAAUUGAACAAGUCGUUCAACGAACGAAUGCAACCAUAAAGUGGGUUCCUGUUUCGUUGAAUGGUAUCUACGAAAUUACUAAUGCUACCAAGGAUAAGUCAGGUACCAAGAACGUUCUGUCUGCCCCGAAAUUGGCAAACUACAACCGAGACUUGGUCAGAACUCUGAAACGAUUUGAUAUACCGUUCAACUUUCAUCCCAAACAUCCAUUGGAGACAAUUGACGCACUCCGACUCCUCCAUGCAACUCCCGAGUCUCACCGUGGUCAGCUAACCCAUGCGCUCUACCGCCUGUAUUGGGUUGACAACGCAGACAUUGUCGAUCGCUCUUUACUCGUUUCCACCGCAGAAUCUCUAAACAUUCCCUACCCUGAACCGUUAACCGAAUCCAUUUUCGAAAACGCAGUCUAUCAAGACAGUCUGCGUGAAGCUACUAGCUUGGCUGCUAAGCGUGAAGCUCCGGGCGUACCUUCGUUCUGGGUCGAUGGAUUCAAGAAUGGCUAUUUGUACUAUGGUCAGGAUCGCUUACAUUUUGUUGAAGCCGCUCUAUUGUCAGUUUCAAAAGGCGUGCCUCUUGAGCAAGUGGAAAGUAUUGAAAGUGUCAUCCCGCGACGCGUGAACAAGCCUGUUAAUGGGAAAAGAACGUUGAGGUUCUGGUUUGAUUUUGCUUCACCAUAUUCGUACCUCGCGUAUAUCCAGUUGAAGAGAGUGGUGCAAGAAGCCGGUCCUGGUGUCGAGAUUGAGUACAGGCCCAUUAUUUUGGGUGCACUUUUAACGCAUCUCAAAACCGAUCCUCCCUUGGUUCGUUCAAAUGAGACUGAGCGUCGGUACUUUUUCAAAGACAUACUUGAUUGGCUCGAACUUUGGAAUAUUGUCCGCAAACAGUCGGAUCCUUCGAGUGAACAGUAUACAUUCCAGUGGGCAAAACAAUUUCCUAUCCGAACGAUUACUGCUUUACGGAUAUUUCUUUUAGAACCAAAGACUAUUGAUUGUAUCUUCAAAGCAUGUUGGGCUAAUAACAUUCCCAUCGGUGAAUCCCAAGAGAUCCUUGCUUCAGUGUUGAACGAAGCAGGCUUUGAUGGCGAAGCUCUAAUACAAGCAACACAAGCGAACGUCAAUAAUGUCAAAAAUAAAUUGCAAGAAAACUAUGAAUUGGCCAUAGAAUCUGGCGUCUGCGGAGUGCCAGCUUUCCAAGUGGAUCAGGGAGAACUUGUAUGGGGAAAUGAUCGUAUAGACGUAGUUCAGGAUUUAUUGUCUGGGUGGAAUCCAGAUGAGGGCGACAUAACCGCAAGAUUGUAG